This is a messenger RNA of Neolamprologus brichardi, 1894 nucleotides long. RefSeq names its product SIRT1 domain-containing protein. The record is from RefSeq and is a predicted model, not a curated record. Gene Ontology annotation, cellular component: nucleus. Lineage: Eukaryota; Metazoa; Chordata; Actinopteri; Cichliformes; Cichlidae. Gene Ontology annotation, molecular function: histone deacetylase activity, NAD-dependent; NAD+ binding.
UAGAAUUUUCUAGCUCAAACGUCACAUCUCUCCGCAGGGAAACGCCACUUUUAGCAGCUUUCCCCCGCUAAUAGUCGACAGUGCGUCGUCAUUUCUAAACUAGCCGUCCCGUAUAAAGUAAGGGUCUACGGUGUUUUUGCUCGGGAGUUGUUUUAAGAAAAUAUGGCUGAGGUGUUUUUCUUUUCCUUUUUUCUUUUCAAAAGUGACGCUCGUGCUUCUGCUGAAGUUUUCAUGGCUGACUGUCAUCAAACAAACUGAAUCCCAAACAGCUAACCCAACACUUACCUUGCGCGAGCGUACAGCUAGCAAAGAGAGCGACCCACUUUUGGGGAAGGCUGUGUUCUUUUAAAAAAUGACCACAGUUAUUUCUAAAAAGGACCAAAAUCCUCAACAAUGAAGCUGCUGAUGGCGAAGCGGGCUUGUGUUGUCUGUCUCUUUUUGGAGGAGGAGGUGGAGGAGGAGGACCUCAGUCUCCACCCAUAAAAAAAACACAGAGUUACGCGCUGUUUGCAGAUGGAUCCCCAGCUGCUGCUCCGUGUGUUGGAAUGAACAGGUCCAGGUCCAGCUGGGAUAAAAAGACCUCCCAAGCUUCAGUCACCAGGAUAACCCGCAGCUCUCAGGCCAGGCACACCAAUCACAUAGAGCCCCCGGACUCCGGGCCGAGCCUUUAUGGAAAACAAAGGAGGAAGCAAACUGAUUCGGCAUUGGCUCAGAACCUCAGUCAGAUGAGUGUGAGUGGACAGGAUGCUUUAUUUACAGGUAAAGGAAAGGUUCCCAAAGCCAGCAGUGAUGUUGUGCCGGCACCUCAGCCCUCUGCACCAAGAUCUGAUCAGGCUGCUCCAUCUUCGCCCGCUGUUAAGUCAUCAUCCCAGGGAGGCCUGGCAUCUGUGGCUCGGCUGGUGAAGCUCGGCCGCUGUAAGAACGUAGUGGUGGUGGCUGGAGCAGGAAUCAGCACAGCAAGUGGGAUCCCAGACUUUAGGACUCCAGGAACAGGUCUUUACGCAAACUUGGAAAAGUAUAACAUCCCAUACCCAGAAGCCAUUUUCAACAUCGACUACUUCUCCAAUGACCCGCAGCCGUUCUUCUCCUUGGCUAAGGCUCUGUAUCCUGGCAGCCAUCGUCCAAACUACAUACACUACUUCAUCCGCAUGCUUCAUCACAAAGGCCUCCUGCUGCGAUUGUACACCCAGAACAUCGACGGACUGGAGAAAUUGUGUGGCAUCCCUGAUGAAAAACUCGUAGAAGCUCAUGGAAGUUUUGCCACUGCUUCGUGUCACCUGUGCUACACUCCUUACCCCGCUGAGGAGGCCAAGCGUGCGAUAAUGAAUGACAACGUCCCCAUAUGCACAUUUUGUGCCGCAACGGUCAAACCGGAUGUUGUGUUUUUCGGAGAAGACCUUCCUCAGAAGUAUUUCCUGCACACUAAAGAUUUCCCAAAAGCUGACCUGCUCAUCAUUAUGGGCACGUCUUUGCAGAUUGAGCCAUUCGCCAGCUUGGUGAACACGGUGCGCUCCACUGUGCCACGUCUCCUCCUGAACCGACAUGCUGUGGGUCCCUUUGAGAAGGUCCCGCUCCGGCGAGGGGACCACAUGGAGCUAGGAAACCUGGAGGAUACUGUGCGGAAGUUUGCCGAAAUGCUCGGCUGGAACAAUGAGAUCGAAGAGCUGAUGAGGAACCAGGAAACACUGACCAUCCCAGCGUUGGUAAGCAGUCUGCCAUCACAGACAUGUCCGAUCAGAGCAACAGCAGAGCCUCAAGGCAGGACGGAGACAUCCAGGUCCAUACCAGGAGCUCAGAGAGCAGCAGGCAGCGGCGGCGAGGAGACAGAUUCCGAGACGGACAGCAAGAGCUCUGCAUCGUCCACCCUAAGCAACUAAAUAUUACGACACUUGAA